UAUUAGUAAUAACAGAGGCAAAACAGCCACAGCGAGGAGAAGAAGAAAAGGAGAAGGAGGAAAUCCACAUCACCGUUUCUCCUUUUUUCAACCUGCAGUGAUGAACCGAAUAAUGUGACAUAACCUCACGGCAACUUUCGACAAAAACGCUUGUUAUUCGUGCUUUUUGCAGGUGCCAUUGUCACGUCCACCUUUCACACUGCUGGCAGACAGUCACUGGCUCUGCUCGGGGCACUUUGUUGCGGUCAUCCAUCUGCACGGGCGGCUGCGGCUUGUUGGUAAACACGAAUCGGAUUCCGCCGGCGAGGACUCCCUCUGGUGCAUUGAUGCACCCGUUUCAGUGGUGUAACGGGUGCUUCUGUGGUCUGGGACUGGUUUACUCCAACAAGUCGUGCACCAUGCCGCCCAUCACCUUCCAGGACCUGCCUCUUAACAUCUACAUGGUCAUCUUCGGGACAGGCAUCUUUGUCUUCAUCCUGAGCCUCAUCUUCUGCUGUUACUUCAUCAGCAAACUACGACACCAAGCCCAGAGUGAGCGGUUUGGAUACAGAGAGGUGGUUUUGAAAGGAGAUCCAAAAAAGUUGAAUCUUCACGGGCAGACGUGCGCCGUGUGUCUAGAGGACUUCAAAGUGAAAGACGAACUGGGAGUGUUGCCAUGCCAACAUGCUUUCCACAGGAAGUGUCUGGUAAAGUGGCUGGAGGUUCGCUGCGUCUGCCCCAUGUGCAACAAACCCAUAGCCGGCCCCCCUGAGCAGCAUCACAGCAUAGGGACUCUUCUGGAUGAACUGGUGUAACCUCUCAGUCCCUGACAGUUUGGGUGGGAUGCCGGUGCUUGUGCCAAACCAGCUGAUAUGAAGUUAGCGACCAACAUGAAGAGGGACACCGUUUAUGCUGUUAAAAACACAGCAAACACACCAACAUGAUGAUAAUAAGUUGGGGUAACCUAGAUACCACCCGGAGAAAGACUCUGAAGGAUGCUGUUGCCUAGCAACCAUCUCAGAUAUGGCAACACGACACCUUGUGGUGUCUGAGAGAUUAUCUCCAGCCACCCACACAUCACUCCACCACUCUUCUUUCAGCGUCCCCCCUCUCCACUCAUCUUCUCUUGUUGCCUCGAGUCAGGUUGAAGGCACCACCGAAGAAGAGUCUCAUUUGUCACAGUGGGUGUUGAAGGAUGACAGCGCCGGGUGGGAGGUGCCGAUCCCCUUCGAGCAUGUGUGAGUGUCGUAUGUCUUGGUGGUCACUGAUAUGAAAUAAUAUUGUCUGAGGUUUUAAACUCUUUCAGAUGAGAGAUUUUGACACAAAACCACAGAAAAAAUAUUUUCUGCUCAAUAUCCUGACCAGUAACACAAGAACAUGUUGAAGAGUUUUACUGCUAACAAUACAGUCAAAGAUUUAUCAAAAACAGCAGGUAGAACAAGGGUUGAACGGUCCAGUGUGUUGGAUUUAGGGGAAUAUAUUAGCAGAAAUAGAAUAUACAACGAACAGACAACACUUUUGUUUUUUGUUCCCAUUUUUCAGAGGUUUGAGUUAAAGACAGUGUUUAUGUGACAAACCUGGUUAAAGUCAUGGCAUUUCACUCACAAUGUCCAGGCCUGGAAAAGUCAAGGAAUUUUGUUAUGUGUAACAAAAUUCCUUGACUUUAGCAUAUAUUUCCACAAAGAGAAAUUAAUUUAAAAUAAAUUAAACAUUAUGAUUAUAAUUCUAUGUACUUUUACUAUGCUAGCAGGUCAGAAUCACUCUCAACUUUCAUACAUUGAAUUAUAAUUUGAACAUUUAUUGAUAAGGUGAUAUUCAGUUAAAGUUGGUGACAAACUGACGUUGCGGUUUUAUGAUUAAAAGUGAGGGUUAACCAAGUUAACGUAAAUGUCACCAAGCGUUUGUUUCCAAAGGAAACCUGUCAGUGUCAGUUAGCUCCUUUACAGUUAGAUAACGUUAGCUAGAAAGUAAUUUUCAUCCAAUAUUUUCAUGGCACAUGAUACAAAGCACCUGUUAGCACAUUAUCCUAUCAGCAUGAGUUAAAAUGAAAAGUUUUCACUCAUGAAAACUAACAUGCAUCACUUGAACUAAUAUAACGUGACUUUUCCUCCAUCAUGAGAAACUAAUGGGAGUCCCGUUUUUUUGUUUUUUUUGUGUGUUGUUGUUUGGCUCCAACUACACAAAUAGUUCAACUGCUGGAAGUGACAGCUGUUGCCUACCAACACAAAACUUAUUCCUGCAAAAUAGCAGGAAAAAACUUAAGCUACUUAAGGAGUCAGGUCUACAUGUUAUGCGAAGUGCAGCUGCUUAAUAUCAUCUUACAAUUAUCUGUGUGUUUCCAGUGAAAUAAGAGUCUAUUAACUGUAGCAGGCCGUUGUACAUUGUGUGUCUCUUUUGACUUACUGUCUGUCAAACAUUUUAAAAGGGUCCUCGUCCUCGCACCACAUCUUUGUAACGUAGUUAGAAGCACCACGCGGAGGUUAGCCAGCUAGCCGUACUGAAGCAGCUAAGCUAAAGACAACAGCACGGCUAACGGCUCCACACCUCCGUAAAAAAGCCCUCACAGCGGCUUGUUGAAGAGCACUGCUGCCACCAAUGAGCCGAGCGUCCUGGGUUCACCUAACUGGAUAACUAAUAAAACAAAAAACGAGACUGAAGACAGUAUGACAGCUCCAACUGGGACCGUUGCCCAUUUAUUUUCCUUCACCAAAACUCCCACAAACGUGGCAUGAGCCCUCAAAAGAGUGGAAGUUCCCCCCAUUACUCUUUUUUCCUGCUAAAGGUAAACACACAAUAGGCCUCCAAAACAGUCUGUUACACUAGUUAGAUAACUACCAACCAUUAAUGUCCAUCUAAUCAGAGCAACUGAGUGAGUGAUACAUGAAGAGUUGAAAGUCCCAGUGCUAAUGUACUAUAUAUACAGGCCUCUCGACCAAUGGGUUGGGCUCUUGUAUUUUGUGUAUAAUCACCUGAAAAUAACAGUUGUUUUUGUUACCUUACAAGAAGCUGUUUAUAUCUAAAUGGGGUCGGGUUUAUGAUGUCUCCAUAUUAGAUGUUUCUACAGUAGCUGAGUUCAUUAUUAUUCUUUUUUGACAUAAAACAUCUUUGGGGGCCCUAUGAGACAAACAACACUCCACCACUGUCCCAAAAUAACCACAUAAGACACCUUUAAAAUAAUCAAAUGCUUGGGAUUUAUUUUAAAAAAAAUUGUGCAAAAUAGUCAAUAAAAAUCCCAGCAAAACCAGCAGUCCCAGCAGCAGAGGGCUCUCCCCUCUGCUGCUGGAACAGGAGCUCUGAGCAGCUCCUCCUCAGUUCAGGUGCACCUAGUUAGGGAUUGCAGCACACCUGUGCAGAGCUGCAGGAGAGAAAAGGGACAACUCAAACCUCUGGAUCUUAAUUAGAGAAAAAGGGUGAGCGCACAUUUGCAGUAAGUAGCUGCGACAAGUAAAAUAGCAGAGAAGAAAUGUUGCUUUAUAUCAUGAAACUGCCUUAUUCAGUGUUUUUACUGGUUUAAAUCAGUGGGUCCAUGCGUUUUGGAGGAGAGGAGAUCUGGUUGCAAUCUCAAAUCCUUACCACUAGAUUCCACUAAAUCCCCCAAAAUCUUACAUACUGGACCUUAACCAAAACCUACAUAGGGGUUGAUUAAAACUGGCAUAAAAGAAAUUAAAAACUUGUUUAAAAAGAUUUGCUCCUAAGAUUCUAAAUUUAAGUCACUCUGGUUAAAAAACAAUGUAAAAGGUGGAUUUGGGUGUCAUUAGUGGGACCUAAAUUAUUCAUAUUGCUUAGAAGAAGCAGCUUGAGCUGUCAUCCACAUGUAGCAAAUUAAUAAAGUAAGUAAUAAGUCAAAUUGAUUUUCUUGCUGAAACAUGCAACUGAUAGUGAUAUUGGUGCCACCUCUACAGUGAUAUCAUGUGUGUUCUAUGUGUUAUUUUUUUAUUGUUCAGACAUGUUUCAUUGUGUAAAUAUACUGUAGAUGGAAGGAACUGAUGCCUGCCUUUCAUUGUAACAGUUUGGUCCUUUGUUGAAAUGUG
This is a messenger RNA of Plectropomus leopardus (leopard coralgrouper), 4010 nucleotides long. It is a transcript of the gene rnf122, whose product is annotated as ring finger protein 122. Gene Ontology annotation, biological process: ubiquitin-dependent protein catabolic process. NCBI's taxonomy places the organism in Eukaryota, Metazoa, Chordata, Actinopteri, Perciformes, Serranidae. The record is from RefSeq and is a predicted model, not a curated record. Gene Ontology annotation, cellular component: nucleus. Gene Ontology annotation, molecular function: ubiquitin protein ligase activity.